Polistes canadensis is the source of this 1885-nucleotide messenger RNA. Its product is annotated as cytochrome P450 9e2-like. NCBI's taxonomy places the organism in Eukaryota, Metazoa, Arthropoda, Insecta, Hymenoptera, Vespidae. The record is from RefSeq and is a predicted model, not a curated record. The coding region runs from base 176 to 1675 and encodes 499 amino acids. Gene Ontology annotation, molecular function: monooxygenase activity; heme binding; oxidoreductase activity, acting on paired donors, with incorporation or reduction of molecular oxygen. The transcript has a single exon.
UCAUCUUCUGCUGUUAGUCGUUCUCAGCUACUCGAAUUGAUAACAUACAAAUUGUACAGUUUUCUUUCUGAAGAUAUUUUUCUCUUCUUUACAAAAGAGAGUUGGUAGAAGAUAUUCGCGUUUAAAAAAAAAUAAAAAAAAAAAGAGAAAAAACAUCAAAGAAGAUUUUUUAUCGAUGGAGAUCAUUGUGAUUAUUUUAACGAUUCUUGCGGUAGCCUUGGGUCUUUAUCAUUAUCGUAUACGCGAUGUUUCUUAUUUCAAAGAAAAUCGAUUACCUCAUGAUAGACCGUUACCGAUAUUCGGCAAUCUUGCAGCUUUCUUUUUCCGACGUAAACCAGUCCACCUGAUAUUGGCAGAUAUGUAUAAUAAAUAUUCUCAAACGAAAUAUUUCGGAUUUUACGAUUUCAGAAGUCCGAUUAUAAUUCUACGUGAUCCAGAAUUAAUCAAUUCAAUUGCUAUUAAAAAUUUCGACAAUUUUACCGAUCAUACGAGUUUUGUGAUAGAACACGAACCGUUACUCGCUAAAAAUCUUUUUCAAUUACGCGGUGAUAAUUGGCGAGAAAUGAGAAAAAUGUUGAGUCCUACGUUUACAUCGAGUAAAAUGAAGAUGAUGUUUGGAUUGAUACAAGAGUGCGCGGAUAAUUUUGUUCGUCAUAUAGCGAACAAAUCUGUAAACGGUUGGACCACAGAAAUGAAAGACAUAUUUAGUAAUUAUACGAACGACGUGGUAGCGACUACUGCGUUUGGGAUUCGCAUCGAUUCCAUGAAGGAUCCAAAUAACGAGUUUAUUACUCUCGUCAAAAAAGUAUUGAACUUCGAUAGUAUACUUUCGUUGAAAUUAUUACUAGGCAGAAAUUUUCCAUGGUUGUUCAAAUUAUUUCGAAUCAAAUUGUUCGGCGACAAGGUGCACAAUUUUUUUCGCAAAGUUAUCAUAGACAAUAUUAAAACUAGACAGGAUAAUGGUAUUAAUCGUCCUGACAUGAUUCAAUUGAUGAUGGAAUCGCGAGAUAAAAUGCAAUUAACUUACGAUGACAUGACGUCACAAGCCUUUUUGUUCUUCCUCGCUGGAUCGGAUGCUACCUCAACGUUUAUGAGUUUCUUUACUUACGAAUUAGCAUUAAACACGGAAGUUCAAAACAAGUUGAGGGAUGAAAUAGACGAAUGUUUGAAAUUAACUAAUGGCAAACCUACUUAUGAUGUUAUCAUGAAUAUGAAAUAUUUGGAUGCAGUGAUCAAUGAAACCUUGAGACUUUACCCAUUGACUGUGUUUGUCGAUAGAUUUUGUUCGAGGAGUUUUGAAUUACCACCAGCAAUACCAGGAGACAAAUCGUUUACCAUUAAACCUGGAAUGAGCGUUUGGUUUUUGCCCUAUGCCAUACAUCGUGAUCCGAAAUAUUAUCCGAAUCCCGAUAAAUUUGAUCCAAAUCGAUUUAUCGAUGGAAACAUUGAUCCAUUGGUUUACUUUCCUUUCGGUAUUGGCCCUAGAAUUUGUAUUGGUAAUAGAUACGCCUUAAUCAUCUGCAAAGUUGUAUUUUUUUAUUUUGUAGCUAAUUGCGAAUUUAAAAUAUCAUCUAAAACUCAAAUACCAAUGAAAUAUAGUAAAAAAAGUAUGGUAAUGACGGCUGAAAAUGGCUUAUGGUUGAAAAUUCAAACGCGAAAAGAUAAGGAUAAUUGAUUGAGGAAAUAAUAAUAAUUACUGAACAAAAAAAAUUACCAAUUUUCAUUGUAAUUUAACUUAAUGAUAAUAAUUAUGUUCUUUUUUAAAUAAGAAAAAAAUCUCAUCAAUUUAUUCGAAAGAAUAUUGUUUCUUUUUACACAAAAUAUCUGACUAUCUCCUAUUGUAAUAAUAUUUUAAAUAAAAAAAAAAAAAGAAAGAAUUCUAAUU